Messenger RNA from Hyposmocoma kahamanoa, 2440 nucleotides. RefSeq names its product neuroendocrine convertase 1-like. Gene Ontology annotation, cellular component: trans-Golgi network; Golgi membrane. NCBI's taxonomy places the organism in Eukaryota, Metazoa, Arthropoda, Insecta, Lepidoptera, Cosmopterigidae. Gene Ontology annotation, biological process: protein processing. The transcript is spliced from 15 exons. Gene Ontology annotation, molecular function: serine-type endopeptidase activity. Bases 43 to 2250 code for a protein of 735 amino acids. The record is from RefSeq and is a predicted model, not a curated record.
UUUAAAGACUUAACGACUAAAAGAAUUAGAAAAUUAGCAACAAUGCAAUAUCAAAUUGUAGUAAACAUUGUGUUAUUCAUAACCAUAAUUAAAAUAACUUUGGUUUUCGCAUGGUAUUCCAUGGGGUCGAGCUCUGUGGUACCAGGAGAGAAUAGGUAUUACGGAAUUCAUGAUGGAUGGGAGCAUAAGAAGAAAUUUACCAAUGAAUGGACGGUACAGGUGGAAGGUGGAGAACAGGUUGCUCAACUCGUGGCUUUGGAACUUGGAUACGUUUAUGAAGGACCGGUACUCGGUUUUCCGAACGUUUAUGUGUUUACAAAAUACGGUCACAGCAAACAACGGCGCACCCCUAGUACGCACACAGCGACACUCAUCAAAGAUCGAAGGGUAAGAUGGGCAGAACAACUUUUUGAGAAAACUCGUGUAAAACGACACUUUAUAUCAGACGUAGACAAAGACCUACACAGGGUGAAAAGAGUAGAAGAGUUUAAUUUAACAUCUUCAGAAACUGCAGAAGUUAAGAAAUUCAAAGUACUCGGGAAACCUCCCUUCAAUGAUGAGUUGUGGGAUCACGAGUGGUAUCUGCAAGAUACUCGUACGUCGAAUCAUCUACCCCGUCUGGAUCUGAACGUUUUACCCGCCUACGCCAUGGGCUACAAUGGCGAUGGUGUGCGCGUGUCUGUACUCGACGACGGCAUCGAGCACAACCACACCGACUUGCGCGAUAACUACGAUCCGGAAAUAAGUUGGGACAGCAACGAUCACGAUCCAGAUCCGACGCCGAGAUAUGAAAUUAAAAUGAAAAAUUCACAUGGAACACGUUGUGCUGGCGAAAUAGCAAUGACCGCCAACAAUUUUAAAUGCGGAGUGGGCGUAGCCUGGGGGGCAAAGGUAGGGGGAGUACGGAUGCUCGACGGACGAAUCACCGACCGAGUAGAAGGCGAAGCGAUAGGUUACGCUAGCGACAAGGUGGACAUUUACAGCGCUUCCUGGGGUCCUAAUGACGAUGGACGCACCGUCGAAGGACCGGGGCGUCUCGCCAUGGAAGCGUUCGUACGAGGAAUCACCAAGGGUCGUGGAGGCAAGGGUACGAUCUAUGUUUGGGCGAAUGGAAAUGGAGGAGGAAGCCAAGACAAUUGUAACUGCGAUGGGUACUCGUCCAGCAUCUACACUAUAUCGAUAGGGAGUGCUUCUCAGCACGGGCUGUUUCCUUGGUACGGUGAGAUAUGCUCAUCCACUCUCGCUGCAGCAUACUCAUCUGGUGCUUACAGAGAUCAAAAAAUUGCAACAACAGAUACGAGUGAUUCAUGCACACUAAGCCACACUGGGACGUCAGCUGCCGCGCCAUUGGCCGCUGGGAUUAUUGCGCUCGUAUUGCAGGCGAACCCCAAUUUAACUUGGAGAGACGUGCAGCAUUUAAUUGUUUGGACAUCCGAGUAUGCCCCAUUGUCGCAUAAUCCAGGAUGGCAAAUAAAUGGAGCGGGAAUGCGAUUUGACGUGCGAUUCGGUUUUGGUUUACUGAACGCCGGUGCUCUCGUAUCAACCGCACUCAACUGGACCACUGUCCCACCGAAGCGUCGUUGCCGUAUCGAAGGUACUCCGCUUACCGAAGCGGAAGGCGGCAUAUCAACAAAGGAUCCUGUUGAUAUUUUCAUAAAGGUCGUGGAUUGCUCUAUAAAUUACAUAGAGCACGUAGAAUUUGUCGUCAAUAUACUAUACAGUCGACGCGGGGCGCUACAAGUUCAUUUAGUAUCGCCACGUGGCACAAGGGUCCAACUGCUGAGUCCCCGACCUGGCGAUAAAUCGCGAGCCGGUUUUGCGAAUUGGCCACUGAUGUCAGUUGCUACGUGGGGAGAGAGCCCUAACGGUUUCUGGAAGGUUACAGUUGCAGAUGAGACAGACGAGAACAACAUUGGUUUCAUUGGACCGUUCGAGCUGAUAAUUCACGGGACUGUAGAAAUGCCUGAACACAUGAAAAACGGACCAAGGAAAUAUAGCGAUGAAUACGAUUACAAACGGGCAUUUAAAUAUUUUGAUAGUUUGAAUGACGUGGCCUUAUUAUCAGGUGAUUAUGAUAACCACAAUGCAACUAUAACAGCGCAUGACUCGCAGAACGUUAAUGAUGUAAUAUUGAAAAUCGCUGAUUCCGGUAUCUUCAACCAGGUAGAAGAAGAAUUGCAAAGGAUCCAUCACGGUGAAAACGUGCUUCAAAACGCUGAUGUAUUUGUAAAUCCGUACAUGCCCAUAUGAAACAAUUUAUUAUUUUAAAAAUGCUUUAAAAUGCCAUGUACGGUUUACACAGUGUGUUGUCCUUGAUCUCCAUUUAAUGUGAUAAGUAGAGUAGGAAAGCAUCUUUAGAUUGCAAAUUAAUAUUCCUCAAGAUAAUGCUUUUUGAUGGACACAUAUCUACUAAAAACCAAUAUACAUAGUAAUUUCAAUU